Messenger RNA from Homalodisca vitripennis (glassy-winged sharpshooter), 1707 nucleotides. RefSeq lists its product as uncharacterized. The record is from RefSeq and is a predicted model, not a curated record. The transcript has 11 exons. The annotation marks the transcript as partial. NCBI's taxonomy places the organism in Eukaryota, Metazoa, Arthropoda, Insecta, Hemiptera, Cicadellidae.
UACGAAGGGGUGAAAACUGUUGGCGAUAAAGUUGCUACCUUAUCAAGACACAUGAGUGGUGGCUCAGAUAACAACAGUGAUUCUUUCGAUGAUUUUGUGACUGAUGAUUUCAAUUUAUCACAUGCCAGCAAUACUUCCAGUGUAAAAUGUGAGUGGUCAUGCAGUGGAGGAUGUAGUGAGGUGUCAGACCGCGGCGUAGCGGAGCGGCUGGCUGGGAUACUAGCUCGAGGUGCUCGACUGAUCAAGACUGAAGUUUGGACAUGGGGAAGUGUACAACAUGGCCAGUUGGGCACUGGAGAUAUGGUCAAACGUCACAGACCAGUGUUGGUGAACCAGUUGUUGCACGGUGGAGUGGACCGGAUAGUGUGUGGGGACUCCCACUGUCUCGCCAUCACGUUGACAGGCAUGUGCUACGCCUGGGGAGCCAAUGACAGCGGACAAGUCAGUGCAGUACAGCGAGGCACAGAUCUGAGCUGCCCAGUGGCGUGGGGUCACGUGGUGCGAGCUGCGGCCGGCACCAGACAUUCGGUGCUCAUCGCUAGCGACCACACACUUCACUGGCUCGGGAAACACAGGAAUGAGGACAUGGCAGAGUACGAUAUGUUGGACAGCGAGAUUCCACUGCACGUCAUGUGUUGUGGUGACUUCACCUGUAUCGUGGCCGGCUCACUUGAUAGUGAUGUAGCCUCCAGCACGGACCUCGCUAGCGAGCAGUGCUUCUUGGAGGAGAUGCUCACAGUGCAAACCUCGGUCCUCAAACCACUAGCGAGGAAGUCUAACCUAGAUGACAUCAUUGCUAACUUGUGUUCCAAAUACACAGAUCUGUUACAACUAACUGCCGUAAAUGUGACGUCCAUGUCUCAAGGCACGAGCAGUUUCAAACUGCUACAGGAUCACAUGGAUGAGUAUUUACAGGUGUAUGAUGUAAUAUUUGGGCGCGCUCGUGUCGUAGACAUCCCUCCCAGGCUGGUGGCCAUCUUCUCCGACAGGCUACCGUCUCGCAAGACUUCCCCUGAGGCAAUACUCACUUGCGCUUUCACACAUCCCCUCAACAGGGUCUCUGUUUACAAGAUGAUGCUGUCCCGUGGACAGAGCCCUGUGCCUCCGGAAGCGCUCAAGUGGGAACAGUUCUGUGACAAACAAGACACGAUGCGCAAGCCAGGCCGACAGCACCAGGAAUGUUCUGGGAGAGUUGUGGCAGACUUGUGGAUAUCCUCAGGUGUACAAAAUACUUUAGAUUUGUGGCGAAGUGAUGGUUUUGGAGUAGAGAUAUUCAGACUGGCCACGGGAAGUGAAUCAAAGUUGCAAAACUUACGGUUUGAUAAUGUAAGUGGUGAUGACAGAGAAUUGAGAAAGUCCCAAGACAAAAUAUUCGACCUGCCCAUAUUCCUGUCCGAUGUGCAGCAGGCUCAUCAAGGAGGCUAUGCAAAAAUGUGGUAUAUGUCCGAGAAGGAAAAAUCGAAAAACAACAAGUUUUUUUGCAAUAACUGUCAGACACCGAUCUGCAAAGAACACACUGUAGCUGCAAUGCACAAGAUGUUCAGAGUGAAGCAGAAGAAACCAAUAAUGAAAAAUGUCUCCAGGUUCUCCAGUCAGUGGUUGAUACUGCUGUCCGAUGCUCUUGUGUACAUCUGUGGAGCGACACAGACAGUCUAUAACCUGGACACUCUGUGGGUGGAGACGAAGCCUGACAAUGAUACAAUCCAG